This is a messenger RNA of Cucurbita moschata (crookneck pumpkin), 978 nucleotides long. RefSeq names its product probable E3 ubiquitin-protein ligase XERICO. Lineage: Eukaryota; Viridiplantae; Streptophyta; Magnoliopsida; Cucurbitales; Cucurbitaceae. The coding region runs from base 346 to 801 and encodes 151 amino acids. The transcript is spliced from 2 exons. The record is from RefSeq and is a predicted model, not a curated record.
UUCUUGAUUCGGAUUCGGAUUGUGAUCUUCCUUUCGUUUUCUGUUCUGGGUUCUUGGGAUUUUUGGAUUUUCUUUCUGAAUUUGUAAGGAUGGGUUCUGGGUGGUUUUGAAUUUGAUCUGAGAAGCGUCGGGGUUUUCAUUGGUGUUCUUCUGAUGGGUUUUGAUCACUUUUUCGAACGCUUUGGAUCGUUUCUGGAUGAGAUAUAAACAGAAGGAUCAAACUGAAGAACACUUUGAACUCAGAAUUGUGACUUCUUUUACAUUUGACUGAUAUUUGAUUCAUUCGGACCGAUCCCAGUUCUUCCAUCUUUCAAAGAAUUUUUUGUAUCUAAGAUUUUGAUCGAAAUGGGUCUCUCCAGCCUUCCUGCCCCUUCUGAAGGAGUACUAGGAGUGAUCCUUGUGAAUACGGCAAUAUCGAUUUCCAUCUUCAAAGGCAUAGUUCGGUCGAUCCUCCAUGUCGUUGGCAUCCAUCUUUCGACACCAUCAUCAUCAGAUUCCAUGGAGAAUUCUCCUGAAUCCAUAGACUUCUGUCUUAAUCCAAAUGGAGGCUACAUUGAAGAGUUUCGUAGUCGGAUCCCAGCGAUUCUGUUCGACAAAGUUCGUAGCUGCAAAUGGCUAGAACACGACUGCUCGGUCUGCCUUACCCAAUUUGAACCUGAAUCAGAGAUUAACCAUUUAUCUUGUGGCCAUGUUUUCCACAGAGUGUGCUUGGAGAAGUGGCUGGACUACUGGAACAUUACUUGCCCACUGUGUCGAACUCCAUUAAUGCCCGAAGAAGAGACAGCCUCCUGCUUCUGGUGAGCAUUAUGAACAUUAUGAACACAUUAUGGUUAAGGAAUAUCAUUCCAUGUACAGCAGCAUAGUGUAUAGAUAAUCUUAAAAGUGCAUCCGCAGGCCAUAGAAUUUGUACCUUGAAGCGUGAUGAGUGUGUGACCCUCUGUUAUUUCAUUGUAAAUAUGAAGCUUUCUGUUUGUCUUC